GUUGUUUUCGACUUCUUACGGAUAAAAAAAAACGGAAUAACAAUUUUGCCUAUAUUUACGAAAUUAUGCACGUAUCGUUGUUUUCAUAAAAGGUAGUGAAUAGCCUGUUAAAAAAAUUAUUCUUGUCACCUUUAUUUAUGCAGUGUGUGUGUGUUUAGCCUGGAGUGCAAGAUGGAAAAUCGACCAUCAUACAGGCAGACAGUGGCUGGAAAGGGCAAGACCCCCCCCCCCCGCCCAAACUCACAACGUUUUACUUUUACAUGGAAGAAUGACUUCAGAAUCCAAUAUUUAUAAUCCACACUGUCAUCAAAUCUCUCUGUACUUCUGUGUGUUUGUAUGUCUCAUCAUCAUUCAUUAUCUAUAAUGCAGGCUCAACCAGCCACCACAAGUCAUCUGUAGCCGCCAAGCAGCCACACAAGAAGCGAGUGUUCUCAACAUGUGCGGCCUUAGAUGGUGAAAUGUUGAAGAGGCUCAUCCAAAAAGAUGAGCAGCGAAGGAUCAGGGAACAGCGAAACUCUAGAAAAGGUUGGCUGAGGGCAUGGGGUGCUCUGCAGGACUGGAUGCAUCAGCUGUUCAGGAUCAUUGUGGCCUUCACAGAAGACCCCAUGUUUGACAAGUUCAUCCUGUUUGUGGUGGUGCUCAACACAGGGACCCUGGUGGCCCAGACAUUUGAAAGUGUGACUGUGAGAGGAGGGUGGUUCUUCUCAGCUUUGGAUUCCGCUUUUCUGGCAAUCUAUUUAAUGGAAUGUGUGCUGAAAUUGCUUGUCUGGGGUCGACUCUACUUCAAAAACCCAUGGAAUGACCUGGACUUUUUCAUCAUUACGAUGAGCCUCAUUGACUUCCUGCUGCCACUCAUUGAGUCUACAGGGAACUUCAGUGGAGGUCAGGCAUCCACAAUCUUCCGCAUCCUCAAGCUCUUCAAAGGGGUCCGGGCCAUCCGAGCGUUCCGGGUCUUGCGUACCAUCCGCUUUCUCCAAAAUCUCCAGUCCAUCGUGUCCACCUGUCUCCAGUCUCUCCAGUCUAUGGGGGCCAUCAUCAUCCUCAUGUUCACAUUCCUCUUCAUGUUUGCUGUCAUUUUCCGAGAGAUGUUCAACGAGUCUGACCCGCAUCGCUUUGGCACCAUGUUUCGGACAAUUUUCACUCUGUUCCAGCUGCUCACGUUGGAUGACUGGGCUUUCAUCUACUCUACCAGCCGAGACAACGGUGCACCACAUAUUAUCAUCUUCCUUGUCCUGUACAUUGUGGUGGAAUACUUCACUUUCCUCAAUCUAUUCAUUGCUGUCCUCGUCGACAACUUCCAGAUGACAAUCAAGAGACGGAUGGCGUCAAAGAUCCAAAAGUUCCAGGAUAUAUAUGAGAGCGAGAUGCAGUCAAUGAAGAAGUUAGAGCCCCAGCCCAUUGAACCACAGACCGAUGAGGAGUUCUAUGAAGAGGCCCUCAAAUUGACCUAUAGUGAAAAUAAGUAUGGAAAGAGGGAGAUAGAGCUGAUCACCAGCUUCCUCAGACUGCUGGCAUCCAUAGAUCAGAACCAGCAGACUUUCCGCUCUCAGGGCUGUGUUCUGGAGCGUCUCAUUGACACCUUCUUUGAGGCAACAGAGGAGGACAGUCAGGGGAAUGACCACGAAUAGAGAAACAAGGGUCAAACCUAGUAAAUAAACCCUUAUUGCUUUAUCCAGAUCAGUGAUGGAAACUCAGAUGUUAUACUUUGAGAACUCAUUAAAGUCAUGAAACCCAGUAAAAGUGCCCUAGUUUAUUAGAUAUGUGUAAAUCCAUCUCUUUAGGCUUUUUAUAUAAAGCUCAUGUUUGUUAGAUUUAUAGCCUUUCAGUGUGGCCAAAAAUGUUACCUUUUUUAUUUAAAUCACAAACCCCUACACUGUUCAGAUAAUACAAAAGAUAAAACAAAUCAAUGUUGAAUUUGCACUUAAAUAUGAAGGGAAAUGACCAAAUAGUAGCGACAACACAAAAAAGUAUGAAUCACUUACUACAAAUUCCUAAUACACACAAAUGUACAGUAAAUAGUAAUUAAAUUAAAUGACACACACAGUGCCAAACAUGUUCAUUUACAUUCAAGUUUUUUUUUAAAGGACAGAACUGUACAUGUAUCCACAUUUACAUUCUUGUAACAGUUCGACAUGGCUUAUUUUCUGUACUGAGCAUCCCCGCACAUUACAUUUGACAUACAGAAAUGCUUCACCACUUUAAAAAUCAUUUAUAAAACAGGAUAGUGUAUAUACAAUUACAAGCAGUUAGAUCUGUAGUUCUCAUUGUGUGUUGGAUCAAUGAAACUGGACGUGUAGUCAAAAUCCAGGAUUACAUCCAAAACAAUAAACGGAGUGAUUUUCACUAACAUGAGCACAUAUUCUGACUAGUCCAAGACUGCCUUCACCUUCCUGGCACACUCUGUUGAAGAAACCGAGGGUAGGAGUCCUCAAUCUGAAAUUACGACCAUUCCUACUUUGAGACUAAGAAAAUUGAUCUACUUGUGUCAAAGACAGAACAGUGAGAUGAAACAUGGGUAAUAAACAGUUCUUGUUCAUUUUUAAAUCUUCAACAAAAAAGGGUCCGAUGACGAUUA
Oncorhynchus nerka (sockeye salmon) is the source of this 2575-nucleotide messenger RNA. Its product is annotated as cation channel sperm-associated protein 1-like. Lineage: Eukaryota; Metazoa; Chordata; Actinopteri; Salmoniformes; Salmonidae. Gene Ontology annotation, biological process: transmembrane transport; spermatogenesis; calcium ion transport. Bases 459 to 1628 code for a protein of 389 amino acids. Gene Ontology annotation, molecular function: voltage-gated calcium channel activity; calcium-activated cation channel activity. The record is from RefSeq and is a predicted model, not a curated record. Gene Ontology annotation, cellular component: CatSper complex; membrane. The transcript has 12 exons.